AUGGCGGCCAGGGACCGCUUCAGUGCCUACGUUGAGCCGGGUCUGUCACCGUUGCAGCGGGCAAUUCGAAAUGCAUGCGACCCACAGAACUACGAGCCCAACCUGGCCCUCAACCUUGAAGUGGCGGACUUGAUCAACUCGAAGAAAGGCAAUGCACCCCGAGAAUCGGCAUUCGAAAUUGUCCACUUCAUCAACUCCCGGAAUCAGAAUGUCGCGUUGUUGGCGUUGGCGCUGCUCGAUAUCUGCGUCAAAAACUGCGGGUACCCAUUUCAUCUCCAGAUCAGCACAAAGGAGUUCCUGAAUGAAUUGGUCCGGAGGUUCCCUGAGCGGCCGCCCAUGCGAGCCUCGAGGGUCCAGCAUCGCAUUUUGGAGUCGAUCGAGGAAUGGCGGCAGACCAUCUGCCAGACAUCGCGGUAUAAGGAGGACCUGGGAUUUAUUCGGGACAUGCAUCGGCUGCUGCUCUACAAAGGCUAUGCAUUUCCCGAAGUUCGUCACGAAGAUGCCGCCGUAUUGAACCCGAGUGAUAAUCUUCGCUCUGCCGAGGAGAUGGAGGAGGAAGAGAAGGAAGCACAGUCCGCCAAGCUUCAAGAGCUGAUCCGGAGAGGUACUCCGGCAGAUCUUCAGGAAGCAAACAGGCUCAUGAAGGUCAUGGCGGGAUUCGACAAUCGACACAAAACUGACUACCGGGCGAAGGCAGCGGAGGAGGUGGCCAAGGUGCAACAGAAAGCCAAGAUUCUGGAAGAGAUGCUGCAGAACCAGCAGGCUGGGGGAGGUCCUCCCGAGGGCGAUGUCUUCGAGGACCUUGCAAAUGCUCUGCAAAGCGCGCACCCAAAGAUCCAGAAGAUGUGCGAGGAGGAAUCGGAUGACCCCGAGGCUGUCAAUAAGUUGUUAGAGAUCAACGACAGCAUACAUCGCACGAUUGAGCGGUAUAAGCUUGUUAAACAAGGCGAUUUCGAUGCGGCUUCGAGGAUUCCCAAGGGCACAUUGGGUACCACGACUGGCGUAUCCAAGAAUGCGAACAACGAGCUGUCUCUGAUUGAUUUUGAUCCGGAGCCCAGUUCAAAUGGCAACGCACCCGAGGCAUCUCAGGGUGGAAGCGCAUUAGAAAAUGACCUGCUCGGUCUGUCAAUGGAUGACCAGGGUCCAGUUCCUGGCGGUGGGAUCUCGUUGGGCCCUUCCAUGAAUGCCCCUCCAAUGUCGUCAGGGCCGUCGGUCCCUGCUCCAUCAACACAGCUCGCAUCGCAGGCGCCGGCGGCAUUCAAACCCAACUAUGAUAUCCUGGCUUCCAUGAACUCAUCGCGGCCUACCUCUCAAUCUCCCACACCUGCCGCCCGGGCAUCACCCCAGGCCCAGUCUUCGUCGACUCCGCCACCGGCUGCUGACCCGUUUGCGUCGUUGGUUUCUGCUAGCCCGCGGGCCACGGCCAGUCCCUUCCAACCCCCGGCACCGCAGGGCCAAUCCACCCUCGCCUCAACAGCUCUCCUUGAUCUGGCCGGGGGGACAAGCCCGGCGCCAAUACCUGCAGGACAGGCCACGGCUGUUGAGGAUGACCAGUGGAACUUUGCGUCCUCUCUGCCACCCAGCAACGCUCUCCCCACCACGAACAAGAUCCAGGUGUUGAACUCGCAGCUGCGUGUUGAUUUUAUUGCCCGGCGGGUGCCCGGUCAACCGCGCCAGAUUCACAUCGCCGGUGUUUUCUCCAACGCGAGCAACCAGCCGAUCGGAGAGCUGCAUUUCCAGGUUGCAGUAGAAAAGUCCUACACACUGCAGCUUCGACCGCAAUCGGGCCGAGAUAUUGCUCCUCUGCAGCAGAACGGCGUGCAGCAGGAGAUGCUCCUGGACGGCAUCGACACGGGUAAAGGCAACUCGGUAAAGCUUCGGUUCAAGGUAUCUUACAAGAUCGGUGGCGAGGCCCGCGAGGAACAGGGGAUGGUGCCAUCGUUGGGCAUUUCCUAG
Molecule: messenger RNA, 1956 nt
Organism: Penicillium alfredii
Lineage: Eukaryota; Fungi; Ascomycota; Eurotiomycetes; Eurotiales; Aspergillaceae
Product: VHS domain protein
Exons: 8
Coding region: 1-1956 (651 amino acids)
Biological process (GO): Golgi to vacuole transport; Golgi to endosome transport; protein transport to vacuole involved in ubiquitin-dependent protein catabolic process via the multivesicular body sorting pathway
Cellular component (GO): trans-Golgi network
Molecular function (GO): phosphatidylinositol binding; ubiquitin binding
Source: RefSeq, a predicted model, not a curated record